This is a messenger RNA of Dinoponera quadriceps, 1177 nucleotides long. RefSeq lists its product as uncharacterized. The coding region runs from base 292 to 978 and encodes 228 amino acids. The transcript has 4 exons. The record is from RefSeq and is a predicted model, not a curated record. Lineage: Eukaryota; Metazoa; Arthropoda; Insecta; Hymenoptera; Formicidae.
GAAAAACGGAGAUUUCCUUUUACAAUGUGAAAUAAUAGGCUUCCUCCGCAUUUUUUUUUUUCUUUUUUAUUUACUGCGUGUUGCGACACCUCUGUAUAAAUUUACUCCACGAGCGACGCCGAAGGCAACGAUAUAAUGUCAUAAAUAUUAAUAAGUUUCGUAAUUACGAGUCAUGUGGGAGGAAACGUGGAAUUGAGAUUGUAUCAGCAAUUCCGCUUGCGUCAAUAUCAAUCGCUCGCCACAGUCAAGUGACAAGUCGAAUCUAACGCGCUCAAAGCUCAAGCCGCGAGUAUGUUCACCGGAGUUUGUUUGUUCGUCGGCACGAUAAGCGCGGUAGCCGGCGUGUACGCGACAAUCAGCAGUAAGGAUAACAAUGUUACGUUGAAGUAUAUGAAAGGAGUUCAGGGGGAGAGCGAUUUACAUCUCUGUGAAUCUCACGAGGUAUGCAAUGUGGUCCACGACCUGUUUUGGAUGUCCGGUUUGACGGAAAGGCUGUGCCGUUGUCCGAAUGGGAGGAAGUGCCCGUGGCGGUGGACGAAAACCCCGGACAAUUCGUCCGCGAUACUCAACAACAGAUCGCUUCUGAAGUUCUGCACGCAAAUAGCGGAACUGGAGACAUGCGCGCACAGGCAGGAGGCGGUGAUAGUGCACGGAGAAGGCAAUACGAGUAACAGCUACUUAAUACCGCAUAACGUGACGGUGAAUUGCAGGUGCCCGCAGACGCAUUACUGGAAGUUGCAAAAAUACACGUACGAGGAGCACGGUCUUGUUCAAGUAUUCAGGUGUGUCAAGAAGAGAAUGUGCGAUACGUUGGAAUUUUGCGGUUACAUACGAACUGACCUGUAUUCGACGUAUUACCGAUGCACAUGCCCGGAGAGGCACUUAUGCAUUUUCAAUACUGAGGAUAAGACCGAAGUAAACGUGCAGGAGUUACUCUAUUCCGGUCCCGCAUACAUGGCUUACUGCUAUCGCUUGUGAAGGUAAACAAAAGGCGCUCGUGCAAGAUUCAACGAGUCCGAACAAAGCCGUUAGUAGCGUGCUUGGCUAUAAUACUGUGCAAUUAUGUGCGAAGUAACGUAUGUAGCGAAACUGGGCGAGAAUAUACUUGCAAUAAUAAAUGUAAACAUCGACGCGAAUGCCCGUCGUUAAAGUUACAAUCGAGAAGCAUUGCCGUACG